This is a messenger RNA of Phaeoacremonium minimum UCRPA7, 1869 nucleotides long. Its product is annotated as putative qde-2-interacting protein. The transcript is spliced from 5 exons. Gene Ontology annotation, molecular function: nucleic acid binding. Lineage: Eukaryota; Fungi; Ascomycota; Sordariomycetes; Togniniales; Togniniaceae. Bases 1 to 1869 code for a protein of 622 amino acids. Gene Ontology annotation, cellular component: nucleus. The record is from RefSeq and is a predicted model, not a curated record.
AUGUCUGGCUCUGAUCUUCAGUAUUUGGAGGAGUUGGUGGCAGAAAUGGACCUCAUGGAGCAGCCAGCAGACUUGUCCGAUAAUGCUUCUGAUGACACAUCUUCCAUGGCGAUCCAGACUGAUCAGCCUUCGGCGCUGCCUCAAAUUCGCAUUCACCAACAAGGCCAGGACCCCGAGAUUGAGUAUAACACAAGCCAUAGGGGCCAGCAAAAUCAUUCCCAUUCGAGUGGUUCGGGUAGAACGCAAGCCAACUCAUCUCAUCCUUAUCUCACGUUCCAUAAUCUUUCGGAGGUGCCUCCAAAUGCUCUCCAGAUUUUAAAGGACAUCGAGGCGGAUUUCCCAGAUCUAGGCUAUAGGAAGGGAGACCGUGUAGAGAGGGAUCCCACUUCUUUCUUCUGCCCGUUGAGAUUUGUGUCGCGCUAUGUCGACUUGUACGUCGGCAAAGCGAAUACGCCUAUUGUCAGACCGUACUUCAAGCAAGAGGCAUUCCUGAGUGCCCAGAAAUGGGAUUUCUUCUACCUUUACAACGCAGCUGACCAAAGCGGCAAGCCAUUCUUGCUCCUUCUGACUUCGCAGUUCCGUCAUUUCCUCCAGACCAUCAACGAUGAGCAAGGCAUCAACCUCGCUAUCCCUGCAGGGGAUCAGUCUGCCAAAUUCAAUAUAUCCUUCGCGCAGUUACAGGGUGAAUACAGCCCUCGCCCACGCUACCUGGGCCAGGCCACGGAUCCUUACGCCUUUGGCGCCCUCAUCCAGAAUAUGCCGUCUCCACAUCCUGAGGACAACGCGAAUAAACUGGCAGGACUGGAUCAUAAGCUCUUCCAAGACAUCUGGAAGGCCAUGAAGGCGUCUAUCGAAGAGCAGCCAAGGAAGAGCAGCAAACCAUCACACAAACAAGUGAUGCGGGCCGCAAUGCACAAGGGCUGGGGCCACACAACAAAACGAGUCCAGCGAUACUUAGGUCUGCGGAAGAAGCGUUCUGAUACGGAAGACUUCACUGUGUCUACGGGGCAGAAGACUCAGAUGACCGAGCUCAAUCUUGACGCCCUCGCUCCCUUUUGGCCGGAGGAUUUUGUCGUGUUUAUCUGUGUGGACUGCGAGACGUAUGAGAAGAACCAGAACAUCGUGACUGAAGUCGGCUUCGGCAUUCUCGACACCAAGGACCUCGCCGGCCUCCCCCCCGGAGAAGACGGGAAGAAUUGGUUCCAGAAGAUCCAGGGCCGGCAUCUACGCAUCAAGGAGCGCACGUACAUGGUCAAUACCGAGUAUGUCAAGGGCUGCCCCGACUACUUCAACUUCGGUGAAUCCGAGUUUGUUUCGCUGAGUCAAGUGCGCAGAGUGAUUGAGGAGAUCCUGUCACAGACUACCUUCCCAUAUAGGGAUAGGCGUCCUGUCAUAUUGGUUGGUCAUGAUGUGCAGCAUGACAUUGUCCAUCUAUCGAAGGUCGGCAUUGACGUCGACAAGAUGUGGAACAUCCUGGAGAUUGUCGACAAUCAAGGGCUCCAGCAGUUCAUGCGCAAAAUGAUGAACGGACAGAAGCUAGAGCGCAUUCUUGCAGAGUUCGAGCUACCCUACAGCCACCUCCACAAUGCCGGCAAUGACGCGGUUUACACCCUGCAGAGCCUGGUGGUGCUCGCGAUCAGACAGCGCCAAGCAAGCUUGCAACGCAUUCUGGUGAAGGAGCCAGACUCGGCCGAUCCUUCUCUCCUAGAUGAGGGAUGGAGCAGUGGUGGAGAGGGAUGUGAUGGAGGUGCGCCGCCUUCACGCAACCAACUUUCUCAGGAGGAGAUUAUUCGGCUGCUGCAGAAUCGGCAGCGUCCUCAAGGACUUACAGAUCAAGAUGAGGAUGAACACGACAAUGUUUUGAUUUGA